UACAAGCGUACAGUCGACUCUCGUAGUUGACGGUCGGAGGGGGAGUGAGACUUGUAGUUUUCCCUUAAAGUGAAAUUGUCCGGGAAAAGGCAUUCGGAUUGUGUCUGCAUUAAAGGAAGAGGAUAGGUAUAGGGUAGAACGAGCUGUUUUUGCAAGCACUUUUUCUUCUCUUAGACAGCGGAGUGAAGUUUUCAACAUGCCGGUUUUCCACACGAAGACGAUAGAGAGUAUCCUGGAGCCCGUGGCUCAGCAGAUAUCUCACUUAGUGAUCAUGCACGAAGAAGGUGAGGUGGACGGUAAAGCGAUACCGGAUCUCACCGGACCCGUGGCUGCCGUUCAGGCUGCUGUCAGCAACCUCGUGAGGGUGGGGAAGGACACCGUUCAGACAACGGAGGACCAGAUUAUGAAAAGAGACAUGCCCCCGGCCUUCAUCAAGGUGGAGAAUGCCUGCACCAAGCUGGUCCAGGCCGCCCAGAUGCUGAAAGGCGAUCCCUACUCCGUCCCCGCCCGCGAUUACCUCAUCGACGGCUCCAGGGGGAUCCUCUCCGGGACCUCGGACCUGCUCCUGACUUUCGACGAGGCCGAGGUUCGCAAAAUCAUCCGUGUCUGCAAAGGUAUUCUGGAAUAUCUGACCGUGGCAGAGGUUGUGGAAUCAAUGGAAGAUCUCAUCACUUACACUAAAAAUCUAGGACCAGGAAUGACAAAAAUGGCGAAGAUGAUUGACGAGCGCCAGCAGGAGCUCACCCACCAGGAGCACAGAGUGAUGCUCGUCAACUCCAUGAACACGGUGAAGGAGCUGCUGCCUGUUCUCAUAUCAGGUAUUAAAAUCUUUGUGACGACGAAGAGCACAGAGAGCCAGGGCGUGGAGGAGGCGCUGAAGAACCGCAACUUCACCUUCGAGAAGAUGAGCGCGGAGAUAAACGAGAUCAUCCGCGUCUUGCAGCUCACCUCCUGGGACGAGGACGCCUGGGCUAACAAAGACUCUGAGGCCAUGAAGCGAGCUUUAGCACUCAUUGACUCCAAGCUGAAUCAGGCCAAAGGCUGGCUGAGAGACCCUAAUGCCCAACCAGGGGACCCCGGGGAGCAGGCCAUCCGGCAGAUCCUGGACGAGGCGGGGAAAGUCGGGGAGCUGUGCGCCGGGAAAGAGCGCAGAGAGAUCCUGGGCACGGCCAAGAAUCUGGGGCAGCUGACCGAUCAGGUGUCCGACCUCCGCGCCAGAGGGCAGGGGGCCACUCCUGUGGCCAUGCAGAAGGCCCAGCAAGUGUCCCAGGGCCUGGAUGUCCUCACAGGGAAGGUGGAGAACGCGGCACGCAAGCUGGAGGCCAUGACCAACUCAAAGCAAGCUAUCGCCAAGAGGAUCGACGCUGCGCAGAAUUGGCUGGCUGACCCCAAUGGCGGCGCCGAGGGAGAGGAGAACAUCCGCGCUCUCCUGGCGGAGGCCAAGAAGAUCGCCGACCUCUGCGAGGACCCCAAGGAGAGGGAGGACAUCCUGCGCUCAAUGGGGGAGAUCGCCGCGCUCACCGCAAAGCUCUCCGAGCUCAGGAAACAGGGUAAAGGGGACACUCCCGAAGCCAGGGCCUUAGCCAAGCAGAUCGCCACGGCCCUCCAGAACCUGCAGUCCAAGACCACCAAGGCGGUGGCCAACACCCGGCCGGCCAAAGCAGCCGUCAACCUGGAGGGAAAGAUGGAGCAGGCCCAGCGCUGGAUCGACAACCCCACUGUGGAUGACCACGGAGUGGGCCAGGCCGCGAUCCGCGGGCUGGUGGCGGAGGGCCGGCGGCUGGCCAACGCCAUGAUGGGCCCGUACCGGCAGGAGCUGCUGGGGAAGUGCGAGCGCGUGGAGCAGCUGAUGGCCCAGCUGGCGGAGCUGGCGGCCCGGGGGGAGGGCGACUCCCCACAGGCGCGCGCGGUGGCCGAGCAGCUCCAGGAAGCCCUGAAGGACCUGAAGGGGAAGAUGCAGGAGGCCAUGACCCAGGAGGUGUCUGACAUCUUCAGUGACACCACCACCCCCAUCAAGCUGCUGGCAGUGGCAGCCACCGCACCCCCGGACGCCCCCAACAGGGACGAGGUGUUUGAAGAAAGAGCUGCCAACUUCGAGAACCAUGCCAACAGACUGGGCGCCACGGCGGAGAAGGCGGCAGCUGUGGGAACAGCCAACAAGAGCACAGUGGAGGGCAUCCAAGCAGCCGUGAAGUCAGCCAGAGAAUUAACACCACAGGUUGUUUCUGCUGCUCGCAUUCUACUGAGGAACCCUGGAAACCAGGCCGCGUACGAGCAUUUCGAGACCAUGAAGAAUCAGUGGAUUGACAAUGUUGAAAAAAUGACUGGUUUGGUGGAUGAAGCCAUCGACACCAAGUCGCUGCUGGAUGCCUCCGAGGAGGCCAUCAAGAAGGACCUGGACAAAUGCCGCGUGGCCAUGGCCAACGUUCAGCCCCAGAUGCUGGUUGCCGGGGCCACCAGCAUCGCCCGCCGGGCCAACCGCAUCCUGCUGGUGGCCAAACGGGAGGUGGAGAACUCCGAGGACCCCAAGUUCCGGGAGGCGGUGAAAGCGGCUUCAGACGAGCUCAGCAAGACCAUCUCCCCCAUGGUGAUGGAUGCCAAGGCUGUGGCGGGAAACAUUCAGGAUCCAGCCCUGCAGAAAGGUUUCCUGGACUCUGGCUACAAGAUCCUGUCGGCCGUGGCCAAGGUGAGGGAGGCCUUCCAGCCUCAGGAGCCUGACUUCCCUCCUCCUCCUCCGGACCUGGAUCAGCUGCACGUGAAUGAUGAGCCAGCUCCGCCCAAGCCCCCCCUCCCUGAGGGCGAGGUGCCACCCCCCAGACCCCCUCCCCCGGAGGAGAAGGACGAGGAGUUCCCCGAGCAGAAGGCGGGUGAGAUGGUGAGCGAGCCCAUGAUGGUGGCCGCUCGCCAGCUUCACGAUGAGGCCCGCAAGUGGUCCAGCAAGCCUGAAGUCACUGGUGGUUUUGUGACCGCUGAGGCAGGCGUAGAUAUAAAUGCUGAGGACGAAGCGGACGAUAUUGAGUUCACCCUCCCCUCAGACAAUGACGACGAGUACGAGCCAGAGCUGCUCAUAAUGCCCACCAAUCAGCUGGUUAACCAGCCCAUGCUGGCCGCUGCUCAGUCUUUACACGAGGAAACGCGCAAGUGGUCCAGUAAGGGUAAUGAUAUCAUUGGAGCUGCCAAGCGAAUGGCUCUGUUGAUGGCAGAGAUGUCCCGCCUGGUCCGUGGUGGCAGCGGAAACAAGCGCGCCCUCAUUCAGUGCGCCAAGGACAUCGCCAAGGCUUCCGAUGAGGUCACCCGCCUGGCCAAAGAGGUGGCCAAGCAGUGCACCGACAAAAGGAUCCGCACGAACCUGCUGCAGGUAUGUGAGCGCAUCCCCACCAUCAGCACACAACUGAAGAUCCUGUCCACGGUCAAGGCCACCAUGUUGGGUCGGACCAACAUUAGUGAGGAAGAGUCCGAGCAGGCUACUGAAAUGUUGGUCCACAACGCUCAGAACCUGAUGCAGUCUGUGAAGGAGACUGUGAGAGAGGCGGAGGCUGCUUCCAUUAAGAUCCGGACAGAUGCCGGGUUCACCCUGCGCUGGGUUAGGAAGACCCCCUGGUACCAGUAAGCAGAGCUCCUGUUCCUCAGCCCAGCACGGCCUUCCCAGGCGAAAAGAUCCAUCUGUACAGCGGCGCCGGCAAGAGCAACUUGGAUCCAAAAUUCACCUUAAACUAUCCUCUUAUCCUUCAUUUGGACUGUUUGGGGGAAUAAAUAAUUAAGUAAUUAUCAGUGAAAUCCCUUUGGGAUUUUCAGUUUUUUUUCAAAGGUUUGAGAGCUACCUUCAGCAUCAACCAUGCAAGAAUGUACACUAGAAGACAAUCCAGUCAAGCAAGACAUACUAUACAACUAGUAUAGAUUUUUUUUUGCUGGGAAUUUAAUUUUUUGAUAAUGUAAAAAGGAAACUAACAAAAACAUUAUUUUUGGUAUGUUGGGUUUUGAGAGUUUAUGCAAAAUCCCAGGUAUAUAUUUUUUGAGUGGAGUUUCUAUUUUGGUAUCAAGUGGAGUUAAGACCUUUUUUUACUACUAAUGUCUGUCUCACUUAGCAGGAAUAUGAAAACUCAUUUUGAAGAGAACUGUUUCUAUUCCAGUCUCAAUGUCAGGAUUUUCUUCAUAGCAAAAUUUUAUAUGUUUGUAAUGGCUAUCAACAUUUAAUUAUUUCUGUAAUCAGAAAUGUCACCUUUGCCUGUACGAGCAGAUAAACACAGGGAAAAUAUAUAAAUAAAUAUUCACACAGAAUGAUGCAAAAUUGUAUUCUGGCUGUUCACACUAAGCUAUAGUAUUGUAACUUAAAAAACACUGUUCUUGAUAUUUAUUUGCUAAGGUGAAAUUGGGAUUGCUUUUAUAUCACUUUUUACACCAAUGACGUACUUAGUCAGCUUCAUAGUGUGUAUAUUCUACCAUAAUGCAUUUUCUUUUCAUGCCAUAAAUAAUGCCAAAGAUUCUUCCGUAAUGGUUUAAUAAAAUUUUCACUUACGUUUGUAUUCUAGCAAUACCAGAAAACACUAAGGGCUAGUUUAUUUAGCAUUGUAUAUGAUAAAGGUGUCAACAGUUUUUGGGGUUUUUUCCACCCGAUUGAGUAAAUGAGAGAAAGACCAUACGUAACAAGACUACAUAUUAAAUGUUUAAGAUUGAGGGAUAUUUAGAAGUUGGAAUCAAUUUUUGCUUUUUGUAAAAACAAGAAAAAAUUUAAUUUCAGCAUUUUAGUAGCUAGCUCUACGAAAAAGAGAUAUGUGUAAUUUUGUUGCAGUGAGAUUAUGUGGACUACUUUCUGAGAUGAAUGGCAACGAUACAAGGCCUGUAAGCGGUUGGACUGUCUUUUUGUACUGUUUUGUGGCACUCAUCAAACUUUAUGUUUUAGCUUCAUGAAAUUCAAGCGUCAGUGUUAUUGACCUGUAUUUUACCACAUAACACAUUGUUGCGUUUGUUUUCAAACAAGGGUGCGAGAGCAAAUGCUUUACCUGCCAAGGGCGGUUUGUGAAUUACAUGCAGGAUGUAUGUCCCUGGUGGAUUGUGUUAAUGAAGUGCAGUGCAGUGCUUCAUGUGUCUCUAUCUACAACUGAAGGCUGUUAAACCAAGUACUGUGUUAAAUUCUUUAUCCUAUACUUGCAGCUGUGUCCUUGACAGAAAAUAUAUUCCUGCAUGUCUGCUCAUUAAUAUGUCUUUUCUUGAAUGUACAACCCAUUGUACUUCAUUGACAGUAUGACAGCCCCUAAGUAGUGAACAGAAUUUUAUGAAGGUAGUAUUUUAACCACAAUGUCUGUGUGGUGGUAGGAAAAAAAUAUAGCUGGUAAACGUUAAACAGCUUGAAUAAUACCUACUGCAGUGUGAAUGUAAAUAUUCUUUUGCAGUCUUGAUUUACAGCACCCCAUAAAGCUAUUUGAACUAUGUGCCUUGGAAUAAAACAUUUGUCUCUAAAUAUAA
Megalops cyprinoides (Indo-Pacific tarpon) is the source of this 5463-nucleotide messenger RNA. Its product is annotated as vinculin. Gene Ontology annotation, cellular component: actin cytoskeleton. The record is from RefSeq and is a predicted model, not a curated record. Gene Ontology annotation, molecular function: structural molecule activity; actin filament binding. The coding region runs from base 197 to 3610 and encodes 1137 amino acids. Lineage: Eukaryota; Metazoa; Chordata; Actinopteri; Elopiformes; Megalopidae. Gene Ontology annotation, biological process: cell adhesion. The transcript has 22 exons.